Oryzias melastigma (Indian medaka) is the source of this 1670-nucleotide messenger RNA. RefSeq names its product carbohydrate sulfotransferase 12. NCBI's taxonomy places the organism in Eukaryota, Metazoa, Chordata, Actinopteri, Beloniformes, Adrianichthyidae. The transcript has 6 exons. The record is from RefSeq and is a predicted model, not a curated record. Gene Ontology annotation, biological process: carbohydrate biosynthetic process; proteoglycan biosynthetic process. Gene Ontology annotation, cellular component: membrane. The coding region runs from base 170 to 1408 and encodes 412 amino acids. Gene Ontology annotation, molecular function: sulfotransferase activity.
UACGGCUCCCGCCUGGUCUCACCAUCACCGAGUCAAGCGCCAUGGACCUUCUCCGCAAGAUGCAGCUGCUCAACAGAAAGUUUCUCCUGCUAUGAUGGAAGGUCACAUGGGGCCGGAGACGAGCAGUUUCUUCCCUUUUUCGCACAUAGUGACUUGAUGCAGAGUAACCAUGGGAACGUGGCGCAGCCUACGAGUGGCGUUCGUCCUCGGUUCUCUGUUCAUGCUCCUGUUGAUCAUUGCGUACUGGGAUGACAUCGGGAGCUUUAACCUCUAUCCGUUCCAGGAUCUGAAACAUGACUCGCUUCCCUCUGAUUGCGGCUCCCGGAGGCUUCCGUCGGACGCUCUCGUGUCUACUGCCUCCACCAUCGGAGCUCAGAGAAACUCUCCUGUCACGUUUCCUCCAACUGCUAGGAUUACGCUUUCCCCAGAAGACACAGCUCAGGCGCGUGCAGAAGAGGACGCGAGGAAGGAGGGGAAUGCUGUUCCGGCUGGAGACAGGAAUCAGGAUGUGAGGAAACAGAGGGUCGCAGAUGUCUGCUCAGGAAAAAACAAUGUGGAAUUUCCUGGAAGGACUCGAGUGAUUGAGCAGAUUCCUUACAGGGAACUGGACCACCUGAUAGUGGAUGACACACACCAGAUAAUCUACUGCUAUGUUCCCAAGGUUGCGUGCACAAACUGGAAGAAGGUCCUGGUGGUUCUGUCUCAGGCUCUCAUCUCCCCGUCCUCAGGAAAACCUUACACCGACCCGGAGGCAGUUCCUGCUGAUAUAGUACACAACUCCUCACUUCACCUCACCUUUGCCAAAUUCUGGCAUCAUUACGGCUCACUGUCCCGCUACCUGAUGGCGCUGAAGCUCCAGCGCUAUACCAAGUUUCUGUUUGUGCGUGAUCCUUUCGUGCGCCUUAUCUCUGCCUUCAGGAACAAGUUUGGGAGGCCCAACGAGGACUUCUACAAGCAGUUUGGCUCUGUGAUGCUGCGUCGUUUUGGCAACACGUCUGGGAGUCUGCCAGAGACUGCGGCCGAGGCGUUCGCUGCAGGAAUCAAACCCACGUUUCAGCAGUUUAUCGCUUACCUGCUAGACCCAGAAACGGAGAAGGAUGGCGUCUUUAAUGAGCACUGGAGACAGGUGUACCGUUUGUGCCAUCCUUGUCAGAUUAAGUACGAUUUCAUCGGACAUCUGGAAACUCUGGAAGAAGACACAGAGCAUCUACUGAAGCUUCUAAAGGUGGAUCAUCUGCUACGCUUCCCUUCAGGGGCCCGCAACCUCACCUCCACCAGCUGGGAAAGAGACUGGUUUGCACAGAUUCCCAUCGAAACAAGGAAAGAACUCUACAAACUUUAUGAACCAGACUUUGAGUUGUUUGGUUACAACAAACCCGACGGCCUUCUCCAGCAGCAACUUGACUGAGCCAAAGUGGACACAACCACCUCUUGCCUUUCACAGUCUUAGCUUAUGGUGCUGUUUAUCUGUUAUUUAACGUUUGUAUACUUUGACAGAAGUGCCUGCCUCAAUAUUUUAUUUAUUUUUUAAUACAAGUGAACAUGUUAAACUCCACACAAAGUCACUUUGAUUAAGUUUUAUGAGUAGAAUUGUAUUUUGAAGCGUUGGGAAGUGCAAACUCAAGGAAGUUCUGUUGCAAAAAAAAAUUAAAGAGCCUGAAAAAUCAAAA